CUUGCACCAGUCGAGGUGGAUUACAGCGCUGAACUCUCCAGGAUGACUAGAUCAGUUCUGUUCAGAACGUUGGAUUGAUUGGAGAUGGUUGACGCGACCUGGAUCGGCUGUUGUUGCCUUGUUGGCGGGUUGAUUCUUGUCAGUGGAGAAUUUGUUCCGGUGGACGAGUUUGAAGUUAGCAGUAACGAGUUGACGUUUGUCAAGCCGAACAAGUGGUUGAAGUUGGAGGAGGAUGACGCGGAGUUGCUUGUGCCGGAGCUGAUCGUCAAAUAUGGGUACAAGGUCGAAGGACACACGGUGAUCACCGAGGAUGGGUACGUGCUGAAGAUGUUCCGGAUUCCGCCAAGACAACAGCCAAUCGAAAAGAAGCUACCCGUUCUAUUAGUCCACGGUGUGGUGGCAAGUUCAGCGGACUUUGUGGUCAGUGGGCCCAACAUUAGUCUGGCUUACCUGUUGUCCGACAACGGUUACGACGUCUGGUUGGCAAACGUGCGAGGAUCGCGUUACUCCAAGGAGCACACCAAGCUACCGGUUGAAUCCAAAGAGUACUGGGACUUUACCUGGCACGAAAUCGGAUACUACGACCUUCCGGCCAUGAUCGACCACGUCUUGAACGCUACCUACUCCAACAAGCUAUUCUACAUUGGUCACUCGCAAGGAACUACCGUGUACUUUGUGAUGUCCAGCAGUCGACCAGAAUACAACGACAAAAUCGCCCUCAUAACUGCCCUCUCCCCGGCCGUAACCCUGAAGCACGUCCGGAGUCCGAUCUUGCGCUUCAUGCUGGACAACGUAGACACGAUCAGGAAAAUCCUCGAUGCGUUGAAAAUUUACGAGUUCCUACCGUACAACGAUGCCGGUCUUCAGAUAGGUCGAGCCCUCUGCCAACCGGAAGAGAAGAAAAAUUGGUGUAUCCUCCUCUUUGGAUUGGCAGCCGGCCCGCAUCCCGGCGGAACAGAUCCGCGUCUGAUUCUGUCAUAUCUAGGUCACUACCCGCAGGGUGCCUCCGUCAAGCAGAUGCUGCACUUUGCCCAGGUGUUCCAGAGCAAUCGGUUCCGCCAGUUCGACUACGGCCGGAAGGGUAACCUGCAAAAAUACGGCCGUCCUGAACCACCCGCCUACAACCUGACUGCGUCAACCGCCCCGGUGCUAAUUUAUUACGGACUCAACGAUUGGUUGAUUCACCCCAAGAAUCCGCGGGACCUGUCCCGGAUGUUACCACGGGUAAUCGAUACGAUCGCCGUCUCCGACCGGCAGUUCAACCACAUGGACUUUGUGUUGGCGAAAAAUGUCCGAAAGGUGCUGUACGAGAAGAUUUUGCCAACGCUUGACAAGUACAACCGGAAGUGUUAGAAGUAUUGCAAUUGUGUUAUU
Messenger RNA from Culex quinquefasciatus (southern house mosquito), 1374 nucleotides. Its product is annotated as lipase 1. The coding region runs from base 85 to 1353 and encodes 422 amino acids. The transcript has 2 exons. Lineage: Eukaryota; Metazoa; Arthropoda; Insecta; Diptera; Culicidae. The record is from RefSeq and is a predicted model, not a curated record. Gene Ontology annotation, molecular function: hydrolase activity, acting on ester bonds. Gene Ontology annotation, biological process: lipid metabolic process.